This is a messenger RNA of Scomber scombrus (Atlantic mackerel), 2011 nucleotides long. Its product is annotated as CXXC-type zinc finger protein 5-like. Bases 601 to 1494 code for a protein of 297 amino acids. The transcript has 2 exons. Lineage: Eukaryota; Metazoa; Chordata; Actinopteri; Scombriformes; Scombridae. Gene Ontology annotation, molecular function: methyl-CpG binding; zinc ion binding. Gene Ontology annotation, cellular component: nucleus. The record is from RefSeq and is a predicted model, not a curated record.
CAUAAGGAUAAAUGGUGUUCAUUGAUAAUAACAUGCUCAUUGAUUGUGUGUGUGUGUGUGUUAGUGUGUGUGUAUGUUUAUGUGUGUGUGUUGGAUAUGUAAUGUGUCUGCUUUAAAUGCUCCAGUGUUCAGGCUAUCAGCUGUCUGUGCGUGUUGGGACUCUUCCUGUGGACAUGACGGGGUCGCUCUGACCACGGUUUCGGGCUGCAGAGUCCACUUCGCAUUUUGAGCGACGCCCCCAAAUUCCGUGCAGAGUGUUUGCAGACCCUCCGGGACGGAGAGGUGGAGGAGGAAUCGGCAGCUCCGCCGUCCAUAUACACUACAAUCACCACGCCAUUAGUUCAUGACUUCAUCCUAUCUUUGACAGGAGAGUUCGGACGGAUUUUAAGAAGCUCUCCAGGACUCUGAGGCUGCUGCAGAGAAUGGGAAUAGGGACACAGGCCAAGGCUUGCCAUUUUGGCUGAAGUAACAGCAGGACGGUUGUCAACCCCGCAUCGGCUUCAAUCCCCUUUUCCCUCACCUCUCCUCCCACACAUACACACACACACACACACACACACACAUACACAAGGAUAGACACUCCCACACACAGCCACUGCUAUGUCCACCGCCGUAGACAUCGCUGGCCCUUCCUCCCCAGAUCAAGCCCACAGCAGCGCUAAAAUUCCCAACGAGCCACUGAGACCCAGCCUUAAACGUUCCAGCCACCCCUACAGCCUCUCUCAUUACAUCUCCGCCCCUUCCCCAGCCGUGGACGUCAAAGGCCUGAUCCAGCCCUCCCCGGCCCAGCAACGGGCUGCCCAGCCCGGGCACACUAAACCCCGCCGGGCCCCCUCCUGGCCUGACAUGUGGGAGUCACCUAGCGGGCUCCACCUGGCCCACGCCGCAGAGCUGCUGAUGCGCGCCGGGCUGCUGGCUCUGACCCCCGCCACCACAGAGCAGGCCAGCCUGGGUGCGCAGAGCAGCCAGCCGGCUAAAAGGGAGGCCGUGGAAGCGAAGGUUGGGAAGGGAGAUGGGGAGGGAAGCGGAUCCGGGCCCGAGGAGGAGGAAGAAGACUCUCCCGGGUGCGGCACCGACUUCCAACCCUUCCUGGGCGCCUGGUUACCCUUCAGCCCCGCUCUCUUUCCUCUGGCGGGUUUUCAGAUGGGGGGAGGCCAUUGGAGGAGCGCGACCAUGGGAGCCGAGGGCAUAGAGGGGCUGGUGGCAGAGGGCUACUCUCCAGGUUCUCUGGGCGGGGGCGGCGGAGGGAGGAGGAAGAGGAAGAGGUGCGGAGAGUGCGUACCGUGCCGGCGUCAGACGAACUGCGAACAGUGCAGCAGCUGCCGCAAUCGCAAGAGGGGACACCAGAUCUGUAAAUACAGGAAGUGCGAGGAGCUGAAGAGGAAGCCCGGAGGCCCUGGGUUCGAGAGCAGAGUGUCCGCAUUUGAUCUAAGGGGGUCCGACUUUACUUUGGGUCUGGCGCAGGAGAGAAGCAACGGAGCCUUGGAUGGAUAGUAAUGUUUGUUGGUGGCAGCAUUUGUCAGAGGAUCCCGGUUGGAUGAUUGUUGAGGGGCUGCAGUUUUUUUUAAAAACACACAGAGACACCAUGUUAACACGCUCGGACUGUGGCGGAAAGAUCUCCAGAUCUUUGUGUUUAGCGCGGGGGCUGCAGCUCCGUUUUUUCAGAAUGUUCACACUCGUUCCCAUCCUUUCUUUUGACAAUCAGUGAAUUGGAGAGGAGAGAAAGAAGGAUACCAAUGUGUGUCAAUAUUUAGAUGAUGACAAAAAUGCUGUAAAUAGACUGUAAAUAUCUGGAAAACAUUAUGUCUUUUUUUACAUCCCUUUCCAGUUUGGAUGUAUUGUGUUUCGACAUUUAAAGAAGGAGCCAAAUGUUUUGUUUCUAAUGGGGGAGUUUUGAUUCUGUUGUUCUGACGUCACUGCAUCAGUAAGAAAUGAAUGAGUUCAGCUUAGGCUAAAUUAUUUCAUGUGCAACUUGUACUGUCUGUUUGCCCUUUUGAAAUAAAAGAAAUUG